GCUGCCUCUCACCCUUCACUGCAGUGGAUCUGUGCAUCAGAUACUGUGGAGAAGAAGCAGCAGCAGAGAGAGGUACCCAGUAUGCUAGAAGCCUGCACAGAGAAGGUAUGGACUGAUGCUCAGAUGUAAAAGAGGAUGGCUGAUUCUGGUUAGGCACAAGCUGGCCGGACAGGGUAUUCCUGGCAUCUCGAUGGGGCGUUUAUCUACAUAAAUGUUUAUGAAUUGGAGAAAGGCACCAAGACAGUCCAAUCCUCCAAAGAAGCUGUGAUGGACAGAGAGAGGAGAAUUGGGGGAAUGAAAUGAUAGAGACUAAAGGACAUAAAUGUUUCAUAAUUUCAAGUCCACAUAAUUUGAGCCUUCACAAUGAGUACAUAAAAUGGAGAGAGGGAUUUGAACCUGAAUUGUGAAGGGAAGAUCCCUUUUUGCCGGUGAAGAUUGGAAGUAAUGUACUAGCAGCAGGGCAAAGGAAUGAGCAAGACGAGUCCAGAUUCACCUCUGCUUUCGAGAUCCUCAUGGUUUCUUUUUUGGCAUAAGCUGAGGCCUACUGCUGGAUCUCUCCAAGCACUGAACAGUCUGUCUGUUGAACUGGUGUACAUGGGGACUGUGUCCAGAAUUGCAACAAGCUCCUUCUCAAUUGCAAAAUGGGUAGCCAACCUCGCUUUUCUUCUGUGUCACUCAAGAAGGUGCUAACAUUAGCCUGGGAAGAAUCAUGCCCUGCACCUUGAGUGAGGAAGGCUUCCUUCUUCUCAUACCACGACGGGUCCAAUCACUUUUUGACAUCACCAUGCCAUUCAAUUCAAUGACGGACCAUCAGAACGAGUUGAAAAUUGACACAUUUAGUUAAAUAUGAUACAUAAUGGCUUCUAGAACUGAGUGGCACUCUCAGAGGCUCUAAUGCCAGCACAGAAGAUGACCAGAAUAUCAUCUCAGGGUUCAGGGUUGCUCCUUCUCUGCUACAACUACUGAUUCUCUGUGAUUACUCUCUGGUAACCCAGAAUAGGAUGGGUGAUGGACUUGUGACGGGAGGUGCUAGUCUCCAUGGAGCCUCCAUUUCCUGCCCAGUGGAUGCAGAGUUCUGUCAGGGUAAGACGGUUACUCCAGACAUCCCAGAGUUCUGUGCUUCUCAAUUCCAGCCUUGGUACCAAGACCAGAGAUGUGGCUUCAGAAUCUGUGGGCCUUUUCUUCAUGCUUUUGAUUGACUUGUCAGCCAUAGUAGGCAAUGUUGCAAUUAUGACAGUCAUUCUCAAGACCCCAUCUCUGAGAAAGUUCAUCUUUGUGUUCCACCUCUGCCUGGUGGACCUCCUGGCUGCUGUCACCCUGAUGCCUCUGGCAAUACUGUCCAGCUCAGCCUUCUUUGAUGGCACAGUGAUGGGGGAUGCCAUAUGCCACAUCUACCUGUUCUUAAGUGUGUGCUUCAUUACCACGUGCAUACUCUCAAUCUCAGCCAUUAAUGUAGAACGGUAUUACUAUGUGGUUCACCCCAUGCGCUAUGAGGUGAAAAUGACCACGGGCCUGGCGGUUUGUGUUCUAGUUGGCAUCUGGAUUAAAGCAGUAGUCAUGUCAUUCCUCCCCACCCUGGGAUGGCUUUCCCAGGGCCAUGUCAGCAAUUCCUCCAUCUACAAUGGACGAACCUGCACCUUGCAGUGGAGUCAGAGCGCCUAUUGCAAAAUUUUUGUGAUCUUCUUUGCUAUUUUCUACUUCCUCCUGCCUAUCUCCAUUAUUUUGGUUGUCUAUUGCAGUAUGUUCAAAGUGGCCAGGGUAGCUGCCAUGCACCAUGGCCCACUCCCCAAUUGGAUGGAUACCCCGCGGCAGAGAUCAGAAUCCCUCAGCAGCAGAUCCACUAUGGUGACUAGCUCAGGGGCCCCUCGGACUACCCCUCAGAGGACGUUUGGGGGUGGGAAAGCAGUCAUCAUCCUCCUGGCUGUGGGAGGACAAUUCCUCUUUUGCUGGCUGCCGUAUUUCUCCUUUCACCUCUACUCUGUGUUGGCCUCCCAUGUUCCUGGCCAGCAGACAGAGAACGUGGUGACUUGGAUUGGCUACUUUUCCUUCACCUCCAAUCCUUUCUUCUACGGGUGCCUCAACCGACAGAUACGAGGAGAACUCAGCAAGCACCUCACUUGUUUCUUCAAGCAGCCCCCUGAAGAGGACCUCAGGUUACCAAGCAGAGAUGGCUCCAUAGAAGAGAACUUCUUGCAGUUCCUGCAAGGGACUGGUUGUAGUGCUGAAACCAGGAACAAUCUCUCCUUACCAAGUCCCCAAAGGGACCAAACAACCAUAGAUUUCCGAAUUCCCGGGCAAAUUGCAGAAGAAACUUCUGAGUUCCUGGACCAGCACAUGAAUAAUGAGAUCAUUGUCUCAGAUAGCUACAUCAGGGCAGCAUGCACACCUAAGCCAGAACUGUAGCUGUUUUUGCACUUGACAAUCUAGUUUACUGAUGUGUGAAAUAAUGCAGAAUAUAGCAGCUAAUGAAGUGGGAAGGGGAGGGGUGUGGUGUGGUGUGGUGGGGAGAGUGUUCAAUAAAUACAACCGUGACAAUUGGAACUUUAUCUCUCCAGCUCACUACUCAGCCAAGAAACAGCUGCUACUAGUAUCUGAGUCAUCUCAUUCAAUUUCGGCUAAUGUGGGAUGGUAAUUGUUUACUCUCCCCUUCUCCUAUCAGCCUUCGUUUUUAAAGUCUGGAAUUACAAA
This is a messenger RNA of Anolis sagrei ordinatus, 2688 nucleotides long. It is a transcript of the gene GPR61, whose product is annotated as G protein-coupled receptor 61. Gene Ontology annotation, molecular function: G protein-coupled receptor activity. The record is from RefSeq and is a predicted model, not a curated record. Lineage: Eukaryota; Metazoa; Chordata; Lepidosauria; Squamata; Anolidae. Gene Ontology annotation, cellular component: plasma membrane; endosome; signaling receptor complex. Gene Ontology annotation, biological process: G protein-coupled receptor signaling pathway.